CCGCUUAGACGCCUCGUAUUCAGAGCUUAUAAAAAUAUGAAAAACAGAAUACAAAGCUUAACCAAUCCAUCGGAAAAUUUUCGUCGACAGCCUUUUCCUGCUAGAUAUGGGACUGUUCGAACUCGUUCCUUGUUGCCGGAAACCCGUACAAUCUGAGGAAAACACCGGCGAGGAGAGUCAUUCUCCAGCGCCGAUUCCAGGCGUAGUUGAGAUCUCACUGCUCCAAUCAGUCUCUUCGAGAGUUUCGGAAAGGGGUGAAAUGUUGCCCGAAAAGAGAGAGAUUGCACCAGAAAUCGACGCGUUCCGUUUGGAUGGAAGGAAACGGAGCCGGAAAUAUACGAGGUGUUCUUGUUCGGUGUUGAAGCAGUGGAAGCCUUCGCUUGAUGCUAUAGCAGAAGAAGGGGCGCUGGUCUUGUCCAGGAAAGGAGAGAAGCCGUCGAUUUCGACUGCUAAAGGAGAAAUUCUGAUGAAGAAAACGGUAAAAGGAAGGAAUACGAUUAGGGUUCACGCCACGAAAGAAGGUGUAAGAGACGGUUAUAGACGGGCGAUGAGAUGGAAUGAUAGUUUCUGCGGAAGAAAGCUGAGAUAAUGGUAUCCCGUUCACUGGAGCAUAACGGAGAAGCAAUUCCACAAUGGUGAUUUUAGGCAUUUCCACCUUUUACUGUAUUAUACUGUAUUGAGGGAGAAUACCCCAAAUGUAUAGAUUCGAACCCAUUUUGGUAAUAACACUUUCUACCAUCUCAACCGGAAAUUGUAUUAGAUUAGGGUUUCAGCAAGAAUUGCAAAGAGAACUCUAGUAAUAGUUGCAGAGCUUCACGUAAAAUAUUUAGCGUUAGAGAUCUAAUUGCUUGACUGAAAAGUCUGACUCUUUCUCUCUCAUCAUUUUCUUUUUGUUUCAGGUAUUCUCAAAUUCCAAUCGGCCUUCCGGCCUUCACUCCAAUGGCUUUCAUGUUCUGAGACAUGACCUCUCUCUCCCUCCACCCCUGUGCCGCUUUCAUGUUCUGAGACGAUGGCAUCUCUCUCCACCCCUGUACAGGAGAUGCGAAGAAAGAAGAAAUUCUCAAAAAAGUUAUAUUGUUAUUGGAUUUUGUUGAUUCAGAGAACGUUAUCUCAUGUUCUGAGACGAUGGCCUCUCUCUCCAUCCCUCUUUGUACAGGCGAUGCGAAGAAAGAAGAUAUCUCUUGAAAAACUUAUAUUGUUAUUGGAUUUUGUUGAUUUUAGAGAACCUUCUCUCAGAAGUUUGUAAUUCACUAUAAAAUAUUAAUUUUUUAUGCAAUGUAUGUUUUAUUGUUUCA
Amborella trichopoda is the source of this 1295-nucleotide messenger RNA. The record is from RefSeq and is a predicted model, not a curated record. NCBI's taxonomy places the organism in Eukaryota, Viridiplantae, Streptophyta, Magnoliopsida, Amborellales, Amborellaceae.